ACCCCUCCGACUCCUGACUAUUUGCAGGGCGCCACCAAAUCGUGGCGAGAGGAGCACGCCGCUAUGCAGCAACUUCAAGCGGUACUCAGCCGCCGUAUUGACAAGCAACAGCAGGAAUGGGAGGCCAUGCAGCAGGGAUGGCAGAUCAUGCAGCAGCGCAUUGGGCGACUCGAAUCAAAGCUCGAAACUGUAAUUCAAUUGCUACAAAAACAACACGCAAUCCCCAAUCCUCAGCACACUAACCAGGACAAUGAGAUGGAGGACGCACCAGCUGUCGUCGCCGCUCAGGUUGUGAUCGCACCAUAUAUGGCUCCAACUGCCGAGUCUGCUAUCACUGUCGGCAAACGCCAUUAUCGUUCCCUCAGUGGAUCAGAUGGGUCUGGUGAAUCUAUGGCUCCUGCAAAAAUGGACAAGGAGCAGGCCAUUGCGCAGCUACAGCGCGAGUUGAAGGAGGCCAAUGAACGAGUUGAGAGCGCAGAGAAUACUGCACGCGGCCACCUUGCUGAAGUAAACCGGAUUCUUGGGAUCAACAAAGUUCAACAGGAAUGCAUCCAAGACCAGGGUAAUGCCCUACAGCGCCUCCUCCCAGCGGAGUGUAACCAGGCAGAAGAGGAUUUGUAAUGAUUGAUACACCCGAUCUCGAUUACCGCACGGGCCACUUGGACCCUGCAUUUCUUAACGACCCAUUCCACACUUUCAGUGCUGCCUCCAUUAACGUUUGUGGAGGCAUGUCCGACAAUUUUUUUUCUUCAUUAUGCGAAAUUGGUGUUCAGCAGGGGCUGGACAUCAUCGGGGUACAAGAGACGAAAGUACCCAAAUCUAAAGAACGACACCUUCUACCGCGCCCUCACAAAUGCGCCUACAUGGGAAUCUGGGAACACACCUCUGCAAAUCACCACGGCAAGGGUGUUGGUCUCCUGAUUACACAUGACUGGUUCAAAUUUCUUAUCUCCUCCUCUCAUGAUGAAAAUGGGAGGGGGGUCAUGGCUCUGUUUGGCUUCAAGCGAGGUCUGCAGCUAGCCGUGAUCAAUUGUUAUGUCCCCACACUUUCCUCCGA
Messenger RNA from Gamsiella multidivaricata, 1057 nucleotides. RefSeq lists its product as uncharacterized. NCBI's taxonomy places the organism in Eukaryota, Fungi, Mortierellomycota, Mortierellomycetes, Mortierellales, Mortierellaceae. The record is from RefSeq and is a predicted model, not a curated record. The transcript has a single exon. The annotation marks the transcript as partial.